AUGCGUCGUCGUCCUCGAAGCGAGUCGUUAGGCUCCUCCUACUUCCUUUCCGUUUUUCCCGUCAGGGGCAUAUUUAAUGCUAUAUCGAUAUACGGUCCAAGUACUCCGAAAGAAGUGCAAGUUGAGCCUCAAACUCCAUUAAGCCUAUUUUGUCCAAGUACUUCAGAACAAGUGCAAGUUGAGCCUCAAACUCCAUUAAGCCUAUUUUGCUCGCCCAAUUAUUUUCAAGGAUCAAGUACUUCAGAAGAAGUGGAAGUGCCUUUGAUUUCCCCAACCGCAACCACUCAGACUCCAUCAAGCCUAUCUUCACAUACUCCGAGGAAACUGAAACUAAGGGCGCAGGUUAGAAAUCUACGAAAAAGAAAGCAAAUACCAAAAAUACAGGAGGGGGAAGACUUUUCCGUAGAAGUUUUUAAUGUCAUGUGUGACAAAUUUUUAAAUGCUCCUUUGACUGAGCUAAUUAAAACUCAUAUAAAGAUGAAAUCAAAAAAACCAUUAGGACGACGAUACUCGUCAGAACUAAAACAAUUUGCUUUGGCACUGUAUUUUUUGAGCCCCAGAGCUUAUCGCUUUCUGGCAAAAAUGUUAACAUUGCCAGAUAAGCGAACUCUUGAGAGGUUGACAGCAAAACUUUCAUGUCAACACCUGGAUCAGGCUAUUUAUGACGCCCUAGAAUUCAAAACUAAGUCUAUGCUAGAGGAGGACAAACACUGUAUUCUGUGUAUUGACGAAAUGUCCAUUACGACAAAUUUGUUUUUUGAUAUAAAGAGCGACAAAAUUAUAGGUUUUGAAGAUUUAGGUAAUGGGGAACGACAACCAAAGCCCUGCAAAGAUUUUCUUGUGAUUAUGACAAGAGGUUUAUUCUCAUCAUGGAAGCAACCAAUAGUAUACUUUUUUGCAGGUGCUCAGUUGCAAGCCAUUAAGCUUCUUUCCAUUUUGGAAAAAUGCAUACUAAAAUUAAAAGAAAUUCCAUUGAAUGUAGAAGGAAUUGCUAGCGAUAUGGGGUCAAAUUUUGUCCAACUCUCAAAUAUUUUAGGGGUUACCUGCGACAACCCAGAAUUUGAAUUGGGAGGCAAAAAGUUAUUUUAUUUUUUCGAUCCAUGCCAUUUAAUAAAGGCCACAAGAAAUAAUUUAUUUUUAGCUUUGAAAAUAAAAAGACAUCAUGGGCAUAUAUUGAAACAUUUUACAAUUCAGAUAAAUCUCAGUUUUAUAGGUGUGCACCUAAACUAAGUUAUGCUCAUUUAUAUCCCACAUCAUUUGAAAGAAUGAAAGUAAGCUAUGCGGCGCAAGUUUUAAGCCAUUCAGUGGCAUGUGGUAUGAACACAUAUAUGAGUUUGGGUACACUACCUCAUGAGGCAUUUGGCACAAUUGAAGUAAUUGAAAAAUUUAAUCGUCUUUUUGACGUUCUGAAUUCAAUUUCACCGCAAAACCCAUUUAAAUUUCAAAAUGCUUAUGACGGUUCGGAAUUUCAGAAUCAAUUUUUGACAGAAAUGAUAGAAUUUUUCAAAAAUUUAAAAAUAAUAAACGUAAAUGGGAAGGACCUAACAAACAAAUUAAGGUUUAUUAAAAGUUGGACAUUUACUAUCAAAAGUCUUUUAAAAUUAUGGGCACAGAUUAUGGGACAACCUAAAGGGAGUAGGGUAUAAAUACCUCAUGACUAGAAGGCUGAAUACAGACUGCCUGGAAAACUAUUUUGGGAGUGUAAGGCAGCAAAGCGGUAAUUGCGUAAAUCCGACCCCCAUCCAGUUUCAAAGAGCAUUUAAGAAGCAAUUUAUCCAAAAUUAUUUUCAUUCAAAAAACAUGAACUGCAAACCAGACCUCGACCACUUACUAGUGAAUCUUAAAUCCGAUUUCAAGGAAUUGGAGACGGCAGAAGCAGAAACAAACUUGGAAGUUUUGGCUGUAUCUGUAACGGAUCAUAGUUACAGAACUGAAAAUAUACCGAAACAAAAUGCCUUUUAUUAUGUUUGUGGGUAUUUAAUGUAAAGAUGUCUACAGGUUCACUCAUGCGAAAUAUGCGAAACAUUUAGCAGAGAGUGUCAAUCACUAGAUGUACACACAUUAUUAACACAUUUUAAGGCAUGCGAUCCUCUAAAGGACAUUUUUGGUGGAUUGUCUUCACCGCCAGAAAGAUUCGUAAAUUUUGUUUAUAACUUAGAUUUGAUUUUUGAUAGCGAAUUUGAAAAAAAAAAUGACAGGUGAUCAAAUUUCAAAUUCGCUUUUAAAUAUAUAUUCAAAAAUAUUGAAUUUGAUCACCCCUGUAAAGACUUUCCAAAAUCAUUUCUUUUAAAAUUAUUUAUUAGGUGUAAAAUAUUUUAUACUUUAAAAUUUAGAAAUAGAG
Sitophilus oryzae (rice weevil) is the source of this 2341-nucleotide messenger RNA. RefSeq lists its product as uncharacterized. The transcript has 4 exons. Bases 1 to 1230 code for a protein of 409 amino acids. Lineage: Eukaryota; Metazoa; Arthropoda; Insecta; Coleoptera; Curculionidae. The record is from RefSeq and is a predicted model, not a curated record.